Cylas formicarius (sweet potato weevil) is the source of this 784-nucleotide messenger RNA. RefSeq lists its product as uncharacterized. The record is from RefSeq and is a predicted model, not a curated record. Gene Ontology annotation, biological process: sensory perception of smell. Gene Ontology annotation, molecular function: odorant binding. The transcript is spliced from 6 exons. NCBI's taxonomy places the organism in Eukaryota, Metazoa, Arthropoda, Insecta, Coleoptera, Brentidae. The coding region runs from base 60 to 497 and encodes 145 amino acids.
GUCAUUAGUUCCACUUUUGUGUACGUAAAACAAACCGGCAUUUUACACACUUGCAAAAUAUGAAAUCUUGCGUGGCUUUACUUUGUCUGGUGGGCUUCGCAUGUGCGCUGGACAAGUCGAUUGUUUCGGGUAUUUUAAAGGACAUCGAAAAAAUUGGAGCUGAAUGCGUCAAAGAAACUUCCGCCAGCGAGGAUGAUAUUGCUCAGUUAAAUGCCAAAAAAGUCCCUACCACCCAUGAAGGCAAAUGCAUGAUGUUCUGCUAUGCUAAGCAUUUCGAGAUGAUGAACGAUGAUGGAUCUCUCAGUGACGCCAUUCUCAAGAAAUGGGACGUCAUUAAAGGAAACGACGAAGACGUUUACAACAAACUCGUGCAAGUGCACAACACCUGUCACUCAAAAACUUCCUUAAAGGCUGACCCAUGCGACACUGCAACUGACCUGGCAGUCUGUUCACUCGAAGAAAGUAGCAAACUUGGACUUAUGGAACAAUUUGCGUAGUUGGAGCCCUAAGCAAUGAUGUGGCGUUCUUUUUGGAUUGUUUGUUGUAUUUAGUUUGUUGCCUAUAUUCAAUAAAAUUAGUUAUCAAAGUCGUCCUGCUUAUUCCAAAAGUUUUAUUUUGCAUUUAGUGUUACAAAGACAAAUGAAUAUCAAUGACGGUGUUGAAAGCAGUCGCCGAAAUAAUUGCCCUAAAGAUCUACAUGUGCAACUAAACCACACUUAAUUAUUAAUUAGAAAACCAAACCAUAAAUUCAAAUAAAUGAUACCAAAUACUAAAACUAAUUCAU